Molecule: messenger RNA, 267 nt
Organism: Amorphotheca resinae ATCC 22711
Lineage: Eukaryota; Fungi; Ascomycota; Leotiomycetes; Helotiales; Amorphothecaceae
Exons: 4
Coding region: 1-267 (88 amino acids)
Cellular component (GO): cytoplasm
Source: RefSeq, a predicted model, not a curated record
AUGGUAUUCCUCAACUUGCUAACAUUUGGUUUAUGGGGAAAGCUCGGCCGACUCACCCACUAUGCCUUUGAUGCCGUCCUGUUCUCUGCAUUCCUCGCAGGCAUGAAGAGGAGUACCGGUUUGACUCUGAAGAAAGACUCCCUCACCGAGAACAAGGAGGUCAGCGCAUGGAUCGAGAAAUACCUGAAUGUCGGAGAGUGGGUUUUGGAUCAGUCGGUGGCGGUUGCGGGGUCCAGCGGCUGGUUCGAGAGGAAGCGGGAUCCGUGA